Molecule: messenger RNA, 1976 nt
Organism: Rubroshorea leprosula
Lineage: Eukaryota; Viridiplantae; Streptophyta; Magnoliopsida; Malvales; Dipterocarpaceae
Source: the annotation of a GenBank genome assembly
AGUGUUUGGGGUUUCAAGUGCUUCAGCGUUUGAUCCGACAAUUAUACCUCCUUGUUACCAGCAGGCUUUUAGGCCCAGUUUUACGAGGAUAACUUUUGCAGCUACAUAAUGUGCAUCUUUUUCUGUUUUAUGUGCUUGUUGAUCUUGCAAUUGGUAGAUAAUAAAUAUUUAGGAAACUGUACGGUGCAAGCUCCUGCAACUUUUUCUAUUUUCUGGGUAAAAGUGUUUUGAUUUUUCUUGUUCAUUUCAGUGAUUGAUGUUUAGCAGAUCAUUUUGGAGGCAAAUUUCAUUUAGGCUAUAUGCAAAUCCAUGAUAAACUAGCAGAGCUUCAGGUGCUGGUAUAAUGUUUCUCAUUCUUCUAUAAAGAUUCUCAGUUAGUAUCAUCUGUGAGUUUUUCUGACCUUGGAGAAGAAUAUUAUGCCCCGUUUUCUAAUUUCUUUUGAUUGUUUGUAGAUGCUCUGAUGCUGGACUUUAAAACACAGCAUUUUCUACCUUGUGUGUGCAUAUUUGGUUUAAAAUGCAUUAUGAAAUGUCUUGGUUCUCACCCAAUUUUGAUAGCUCAGUUUUGUCUGCUGAAAGCAGGAAAGAAAAUGUAAAAUAUGAAAUCAAAUAAGACAGAAAAAGUAGAAAAAAUGAUUUCGUUCUGGGCAUUUUAAGAAUAGAGGGAAAAAAGGCUCUUAAAAUCUGACGAUAAACCUGAUGGAUGGAAGGCCUGGUUUGGUCAAGGUAAGCUGCCUAUGGAUUAUGCCUAGCAUUUAAUUCUGACCUAAUAGUCUUGUGGUAUGAUAUAUUUGGCUAAAUUGAGGUGGCAUUUAUAUUUUUUAAAAGAAGAGUUCAGCAGCACCUCUUGUUAAUUAACUUUUGUCAGGAAGAGAGAAGCAAGAGCUGCAAACUUAACCAAUAUGAUGAGAGGAGAAAGAAGUAGAGAUCAGGAGAGAAAAUCCAGUUGUGACCAAGACCAAGCUAAUAGUCGUGACCGAGGGAGGGAUUAUGAUCAAAGGAACAGAGACCGUGACAGGUACAAUGAUCGAGAAUGUGGUACGGAUUAUGAGUGCCCUCAGACUUAUGAUUCUAGAUGUCGCCACAGGUCACAUUCAAGGUCUAAGGAGUAUUCCAGGGAUUAUGAUUGUCACAGGUACCUUUUUCUCUUUGUUUAUGGUUUUUUAAAGUUUAUUUUCACAUGGAUUUGUGUAUGAGUCUCUUGCCAUUAUUGGUUCAUUUUUGUAAUUCCAUAUUUGUUUGUUUACAUGUCAAAUUGAUGCAUGUUUGGAUUAUAUGUAUGCUUCUUAUCAUAUUCUUCACUCAACUACCUGUAGGUAAUUUCAUUAUUUUCAAAAAGAUCUAACUACCUUAAGGCAAGUUUUAUCAAAGUGGAAAUGUGGAAUAGAGGGUAUAGGUUAGGAAAGUUUUGAAUUGCUUGGUGGAAUGAUUUUCAAACAGGAUUUUGUUAAAGGUGGGGCUGUAAGAAGCCAUGCUUCUCUCAUCAAGUUGAACUCAAAAUAAUAGUAACCCCAGUUUGUAUUUGGUUUCUUUUAGUUAAGUGAGUUGACUUAAACAUUUUAGUGCUCAGCCUGAGAAUUAGCCAUUCCAUACUUGUUUAACAUUUAACAAUGCAUCAUUAAUUUUGUUUUCUGAUGAUUUUUUAGCUUGUUGAAUUUGUGUUAAGUUAAUAUGCUAUUAGUUUUCUAUUGUAAAAUGUGCCAAAGCUGACUUCAUGAUGAGAGACGCUCAUGGUCAAGGGAAACCACCUGGUACUCCAUCUAUGAUAUAAUAUAAAGAGUAUCAAGCUCGAACAACACCCAAAUGCUAACCUCCGAUCGGAUUCAUCAAAAAGGGAAAAAAAUAUAAAAGCCUCGUAUGGAGCACUGACACUAGUAAUCUCAUAAUUCUCAAUCAAAAGGGUAAAUAGAUAUUGAAAAAUGUAGUUUGCUCUGUGUGUGAAAUUGAGAGUUGUUUAACAAAGGGAUAUGAGAAAU